GCAGCACAGAGCGAGAAGGAUUAUGUGUACAUAUCGGUGAACGAAAGCAGCUGCUUUGGAAUAAUUUAUUUGUGGUUUAUGUACUUUUAAAAUGGAAGGUUGACAACUUGAAGUUAAGUCGGUGUAAUUAGCUGUAAUUGUAUGUAUUAAAAACUGAGCGACAAUGAUGUCAGAAUGCGACCCGACAGAGACCAACGAGCCCGCGGUGGACACCGGAGCAACAGCGGUGUCUGUGCUGGAGUCUAACUUUCACUCCACGGACGCCCCAAAGGUAUUAUUUGACAAGAACCGGAUAGGUUUGGGGCUUGCGGCGAACCCUGGAGUCGCUGUUCGUAUUUCGGACUCUUGUGAAAGCGUCUUGACCGAGCUGGAGACGGACGGCUCCGGCGAAGAGGCGCUGUUGUUACCGUGCUUAGCAGGAGGCUCGUCGUCACCGCGGGGUGUUCGAGAGAAGCGGAGCAGGCGGAACAGGCACAGCUCGUCGUCGGAUAAAGACACCUUGGCCUCCCCAGGUACCAACAGUGGGGACUUCAACCAUUUCCCUGACGAUCCUGAGUUUGCUGAUAUUAUCCAAAGGGCGGAACAAGCUAUCGAGAACGGCGUCUUUCCAGAGAGAAUUUCACAGGGUUCCAGUGGGAGCUACUUCGUCAAAGACUCAAAAGGGAAAAUAAUUGGUGUUUUCAAACCAAAGUCAGAGGAACCUUAUGGCCACCUGAACCCCAAAUGGACCAAAUAUUUUCACAAGCUGUGCUGUCCGUGUUGUUUUGGCCGAGGCUGCUUGUUGCCUAACCAGGGUUACCUCUCAGAGGCCGCAGCCUCGCUGGUUGAUACCAAGCUCGGCCUUGGAGUGGUGCCAAAAACCAAGGUGGUGUAUCUGGCGAGUGAGACAUUCCAUUACAGUGCCAUCGACAGAGCAAAGUCCAGGGGGAAGAAGUACGCCUUAGAGAAAGUCCCCAAGGUGGGACGACGCUUCCACAGAGUGGGACUUCCACCCAAGGUGGGCUCGUUUCAGCUGUUUGUGGAGGGUUACCGUGAAGCAGACUACUGGCUGCGGCGCUUUGAGGCAGAACCGCUGCCAGAGAACAUCAGGAAGCAGCUGCAGUCACAGUUUGAGCGGCUGGUGGUGUUAGACUAUGUUAUCAGAAACACAGAUCGAGGGAACGACAACUGGUUGAUCAAGUAUGAGAAGCCUGGAGAAGAAGGAGAAGAAGCUGGACAAAAGGAGUCAGAGUGGCCAGAGACCUGUCCAGACUCCUGCAUCAAGAUUGCAGCAAUUGACAACGGCCUGGCCUUCCCCUUCAAACACCCGGACGAAUGGAGAGCUUACCCGUUCCACUGGGCAUGGCUGCCCCAGGCUAAGGUGGCCUUCUCCCAGGAGACCAGAGACCUGGUGCUGUCCCGCCUCUCGGACAUGAACUUUGUCCAGGACCUCUGUGAAGACCUCUAUGAGAUGUUCAAGACGGACAAAGGCUUUGAUAAAACCAUGUUUGAGAGACAGAUGUCUGUUAUGAGGGGACAGGUGUUGAACCUGACUCAGGCGUUGAAGGACGGGAAGAGUCCCAUCCAGUUGGUGCAGAUGCCCCGUGUGGUGGUGGAGCGCAGCCGUUCAGGCGGCCAGGGACGCGUGGUCACGCUGGGCAAUGCCUUCACGCAGACCUUCCACUGCAAGCGGCCCUUUUUCUCCUCUUGGUAAUCAGAAAAAGGUGAGGAGGGGAGCUGAAGGGAGAAUGCACAAUAGCUGUUAUUAGUCCUGAAGUUACGCCCUGAAGCGAGGAAGAGUGAAAUGAGAGAAAAUGUGAGAAUAUCACGCUGGAAACUGCUCAUAUUUGUGCUUGCACAGAAAAAAAAAAAUGAAGAAGAAGACGUGAUGAUAGAAAGAGAGGUGAAGAAUGUUUUAUGAAGAAAUUGGGCUUGGGCCCAUUCCUCAUUUUGUGAAGAGAGCACAGAGGAGCAUGGGAGCUGGAGAGAUUGGCAUACCAGUGUCUCUUAGAGACCUUGGGGCUCUUUGUGGUUGCCAUGGUGACUUGAUUGGAUAAUCGGCUUUUCCACAGAGGUGGGCUUUGUUUAUUGUUAGGAGGCAGAAAGGAAGGUUUUUUUUUUUACCCACCCAAAGUACCUGCUGAAGUCUCUUUCAAGAUCUCAUAGUGGGGCUAAUGGCCAAAGAACAAGCACUUACCAACCACAACCGAACAGAUCUGUAGCCCAGUAGUGUUUGGGACUGUAAAGGACUGGUUUCACAGAUCUCUCCAGAAAGUGAUUUUCUUAUUUUAUUUUAUUUUUUUUUUGCUAAGACAAUGUUGCUCCUGGUGUGGGAUAUAAAGUCCAAACAUGCUUUUGCCUUGUAGGAUUACGUAUUGAACUGUAGAUGUGCACUUGCACUGCUGGAAGUGUUCAAACCACUCUUUACCCAGUGUUAGUUUUCAAGACCACAUCUGUUGAACAAACAUAAACCCAGUGUCUUCGAUUCUCACUACUGCCAAAAUCUGUUAGUGGAAGGAACAUUGAAAAGCCUCAAGGAGAGAAUAUGGUUGAAACUUGAAAAUAAAACCCGGAGGAGGAGGACUAGGAAUCAACACGUUGCUUGAAUGUAAUCUGUUUACGGUUUCUACACUGAUUCUUGCUCCUAAACAUUUCAAAAUGAGUGAAUGCUGUCAAAAAAAAUAGACUUUUCUCAUAACAAUGAAUGUAUUUGUUGUUUGACAUGUAUUUAAUUGCUGGCAAGCAGCUUUCUCUUGUACCUCGUGGCAUGGGGGACAGCACCUCGCCCCCCCCCCCCUUUUAUUAUACAUUAUGUGAAGAGGAAAAACAAAACAGAAGACAAUAUUUCACACUUGCUUGAUGACGUUGUGUUUUCUUGGGUAUGCAUCUUGAAAUUUUUAUUUCAACUCAAUGAUUGUAAGAGAAAAGUUGUAUAUUUAACAGAUGAAAAAUAAAAAAUUUUGGAAGUUUGAA
Molecule: messenger RNA, 2952 nt
Organism: Toxotes jaculatrix (banded archerfish)
Lineage: Eukaryota; Metazoa; Chordata; Actinopteri; Toxotidae
Gene: pi4k2b
Product: phosphatidylinositol 4-kinase type 2 beta
Exons: 11
Coding region: 164-1693 (509 amino acids)
Biological process (GO): Golgi organization; endosome organization; phosphatidylinositol phosphate biosynthetic process
Cellular component (GO): endosome; trans-Golgi network; plasma membrane
Molecular function (GO): 1-phosphatidylinositol 4-kinase activity
Source: RefSeq, a predicted model, not a curated record